CUGCCCAGACACGGGUGAAGUCAGUGCACAGUGUACCUGUCCCGCUGCCGGGGCGGAGCCUAAUCACAUCUCUGAGUCUGACAGUUCCCGGAUGCCGGGGCGUGUUCACGCUGUCACUGUGCCGAUGACGUCGUAGCAAGAUGGCGCAUGGCGGGGAGGCGGAGGAAGGGAGAGAUAGAGACGGGUAUGAUGCGGGUGUGGUAUUUGUGCCUCACGAACAGAUGGAUCCCCGGCCUCUAUUCCAGGCUGUGGAUGCCUUGUGCCAGGACAACAUACAACAUUUCGGGGAGUCUAGCUCCGAGGUUGGCUCCCGUCUGGUCCAGGCAUUCUCCCGCAUCCAGGAACAGGCACGUGGACUCGAGCCAGCCCUACGUGCUCUAGCUGCGGUAUGCCCGCUUUUUGACUUAGACCCUGACACACCCGCCAAUGGGUACCGCAGCCUGAUGAAGGUGGUAUUAGCCUGCACCCAGCACAUCCUGCACAAGUGCCGCUAUGUCACAGCCAGCCGCCGCAGCCUCUUCUUCCGAGCUGCACACAACUGCGCGGAGCUAGAGGCCUAUGGGGCCGCCCUCACCCAGCUCCGUGCCCUGCUCUGCUUUGCCCAGCGCCUACUCACUGCCAAUCGGCAUGGAGACCUUUUCUUUCGUCAAGAACGAGGCCUGUCCGAGGAGUUCCUGCGAGAGUAUAGCACCAUGCACAAAGGCUGCUUCUAUGGACGCUGUCUCGGCUUCCAAUUUACUCCGUCCAUCCGCCCAUUCUUGCAGACCAUCUCCAUCGGGCUGGUGUCAUUCGGGGAGAAUUACAAGCGCCAUGGGUCUGGAAUAACAGAUGGAGCUCUUUCAGCUUACUAUGGUGUAGCUGCCAGCUCCUUCUUUAUAAGUGGGAGGUAUGCCAUUGACCCUGAGCUACGGGGAGCAGAGUUUGAAAGGAUCACACAGAACCUGGAUGUGAACUUCUGGAAGACAUUCUGGAACAUUACAGAGAUGGAAGUGCUGACGUCUUUGGUCGGAAUAGCUUCUACAACUGUUCGCAUCAACAAGACCCUAACUGUGCCACCCCAGCCACUAGAGAUGCCUCUGUUGUCGGAUCCGCAGCGCACGGUCACCAUCAACCCUCCUGUAGCCCAUACCGGACCAGGGCCGGUGCACAUGCGGCUCAUCUCUUAUCAGCUGCGCGAGGGACAGGAGAGUGAACAACUUAACGCUUUCAUGAAGCCUGAAGGGCCCUUGAGUCUGGACCUACAUAUGAGAUCUCGCCCGGCCCCCCUUUCUCCUGACCUGAUUAUCCAUUUCCACGGUGGGGGUUUUGUAGCUCAGACCUCUAAGUCCCAUGAACCAUACCUGAGGACGUGGGCGCAGGAACUAGAAGCUCCUAUCUUGUCUGUGGAUUACUCACUUGCUCCUGAGGCUCCUUUCCCGAGGGCUCUGGAGGAUUGUUUCUACGCUUACUGCUGGGCAAUCAAACACUGCCGGCUGCUGGGUUCCACUGGUGAACGAGUAUGCCUGGCCGGUGACAGCGCUGGUGGUAACCUGUGUAUCACCGUGUCACUGCGCGCAGCCUCUGUUGGUGUUAGAUUACCAGACGGGAUCAUGGCCGCCUACCCAGCCACACUGUUACAGGCCACAGCGUCCCCCUCCCGCCUCCUCACUCUGAUCGAUCCGCUGCUGCCGCUCAGUGUGUUGUCAAAGUGUCUGAGCGCCUAUGCAGGCACUGAGCAUGUCCCAAUAGAUGAUCGAGUGGUUGAAAAGCAGAGUGCUGUGAGUCAAGUUAAGAGAGGAACUGCUUUAUUUCUCAGAGACAUCCGACAAGGGGCUGCAUCCUGGCUGAGUAAUCUAAUGGAGGGGAACAAGGAGAAGGAAAGUCCUGGGACAGUGAGGAAGAGUGUAUCAGAGACAGCUUUGAAAGAAGAAAGCUCUGUAAACCGCAAGGUGUCCUUAAAGAGCAAGACCUGCCAGGACCUAAGCCGGCAUCAGUACAGUGAGCAAAGCACGGAGCAGGACAGCCAGCCAGGGGGAUCGCAGAGCCAGCACAACGCACAAAACAGAGCACAGAACAAACGCACAGAUAACGCAUCACAGAUUGGACCUCAUUGCAGUAGUGGUUCUUCUGUGAAGGACCAGCAGUCACCUCCCUCCUUGUCAGUGCUAGCAAGUACUGGAGCCAAAGAGCCGCUGUCUCCAAGCAGCCCACAGGACCAGGUCAAUUUCUUCCUGACAGAGAGUGAGGCCGAACACUCCUUUGAUAGAGACCCUUCUUUGCACUCCAAGGAGAACAUUCCCCCUUUGCACUCCAAUGAGGACAACUCAUCCCCGCAUUCCAACUCCAGCUCACACAUGCUGGGCUUCCCAGAGGGAUUUCAGCCACUGCGCUCACAGAAUGGCUUUGCUAAUAUGACCUUGCAGACGUCUGCGAUUGUACAUAACCCCUACAUGUCGCCUCUGCUGGCCCCAGACAGUAUGCUCCAAGGUCUUCCUCCUAUACACAUUGUUGCCUGUGCCCUGGACCCCAUGCUGGAUGACUCUGUGAUGUUUGCGAAAAGGCUCCGCUCUCUCUCCCGCCCGGUCACACUCCACGUGGUUGAAGAUCUCCCUCACGGCUUCCUAAGCCUGUCACAGCUCUCCCACGAGACCCGAAAUGCCACAGCAGUGUGUGUACAGCGUAUCCGACAAAUACUGCGGGAAGACCCUCCUGCCGCAGCUCCCCGAAAGCAUCGGAAGCUAGAGAGGACUCUGGGGAAGAAGAGCACUGUGACUGAGCGAGAGAUCGGCGCUUGAGACCACGAGAGCUUGUCUUCAUAAUGUGCAAUAACAAUCCACAUUUAAUCUCACUGGUUACCCUUGUUACGCUGCUUUCAUUGCAAUAAGACCCAAAUUACCUGCAGUUGUUAAUGCAACAUGAGCUUAGCGGUCACUGAUAAAUUGGCUUUAAUAAGGGAUGAGUGUAUUUGGUUAGAGCAUCUUGCUGAACGCCAGGUGAUAACAAAAUGGACCAGGAGAAAUGUUGUAAAGCCGGUUCUGUGCAAUAGAUUUAAAUGGCUAGAAAGGAUGAGGGCAUGUUGUCCUGUAUCCUAUAUCUGUGGUUUCAACAGUUAUGUACAGUCCCUGAAAAGAUCUACAAAUCAGAUACAGAUGGUUUAUUGCUUGCAGAAAAUGUGUCUCUGCCAAAGGAGUAUACAUGGACACCCAUGUAUAAAUAAAUACCUUUGAAAAUACUGUGUCUUCAGCUCUGACACGAUCAGGGUGCUCCCACCAACAUAUUCGGUAAUGAUAAAAUCUUCCAUUAAGAAAUACAUACAUUGAAAUUAAAAGUUUGAGUAAGAAUA
Molecule: messenger RNA, 3322 nt
Organism: Pseudophryne corroboree (corroboree frog)
Lineage: Eukaryota; Metazoa; Chordata; Amphibia; Anura; Myobatrachidae
Gene: LIPE
Product: lipase E, hormone sensitive type
Exons: 11
Coding region: 141-2774 (877 amino acids)
Biological process (GO): triglyceride catabolic process; cholesterol metabolic process
Cellular component (GO): cytosol
Molecular function (GO): sterol ester esterase activity; triacylglycerol lipase activity
Source: RefSeq, a predicted model, not a curated record